Molecule: messenger RNA, 1304 nt
Organism: Drosophila obscura
Lineage: Eukaryota; Metazoa; Arthropoda; Insecta; Diptera; Drosophilidae
Gene: Dlish
Product: SH3 domain-containing protein Dlish
Exons: 5
Coding region: 9-1193 (394 amino acids)
Molecular function (GO): protein binding
Source: RefSeq, a predicted model, not a curated record
AUAUUAACAUGGAUGAGCGAGCAAUUGAUACAAGAAAGAUUUCAAGUUUGGCGGCAAAAUUGAGUUCACGGUAUACUAAAGACGAAUACUCGUCCAUCAAAAAAAUGGCCUUUCUAUGCCCUGUGCGCAUGCGGCGCGAUAAGAAGAAAGCAACAAGUGCGAGCAUUGAGAGAGAUCUGCCUGCAGUGGGCGGCCUCGGCAUGGGACGUAUAACUGGCUCCUCCAGCAUUGAGACUCUGGUGCGGGUGGGCAUUGAGAAGGAACAUGGACUCAGCCCAGACUCCAAAAUGGUUGUACUGCACGAUUUUACGCCCUGCGUGGAUGACGAACUGGAGGUGAAGCGGGGCCAGCUGGUGAACAUUCUUUACAGGGAGAACGAUUGGGUUUAUGUGAUCGGUCAGGAUUCACGGCAGGAGGGCUUCAUACCGUUCUCCUAUUGCGCCCCAUGCAACACCCAGCUGGCCGAAUUGGCCGUGAAGAAGAAACUGCCGCGGGAACACUGCCCGGAGCAGCCGAUCGAUGAGAAUAUGCCGCUCCUUGGCGCAGAAAACAAACUGGAGGUUCUCUGCGAUGAGCCGAUUCCUGCAGCCAACCCUAGUGGUUCAACCAACAACAUUGAGAACAGUUUACACGUCGAGCCAGAGUGCACGCCGUUCAUCAAGGAGCCAUCCGGUCGAUGCAUUGUCCUGUACACCUUCAUAGCCCGCGAUGAGAACGAUUUGUCGGUGGAGCGGGGGGAAUUUGUGACCGUCUUGAACCGCGAGGAUCCUGACUGGUUUUGGAUCAUGCGCAGCGAUGGUCAAGAGGGAUUCGUGCCUGCCGGCUUCAUCUAUCCCGCCGACAGUGUGCGUGUCCUGCAGCAGCAGAAAACACCCUUGAAUGCCAUGGAAUCCAUUCUGCAACAGGGCCAGCAGCAACCGCAACAGCAGCAACCACAACAACAACAGCAGCAGCAACUGGGUUUGGGCACGGAUGAUCUGCGCUAUCAUGGAACAGAGCUGGUUAUGCUCUACGACUAUAAGGCCCAAGCACCCGACGAUCUCUACCUGUCUGUGCGCCGCGGCGAUUGGAUAUAUGCCGAUCUUAACAACCAGACGGUAGACGGUUGGCUGUGGGCCUAUGCGCCCAAGACGAGAAAAUACGGAUUCAUUCCAAAGGCCUACGCCCGCCCGCCCGCCAUGACCAGUCUUUGAGCGCUGGAACCAGUUAGGUUAGUUGAGUAAAUAGUGCCUUAGAUAUAUUUUUUGAUGUGAGCGUAAAUAUAAGAUAUUACAUCAGUAAUUAUAAAUUGCCCAUAAAUAGCA